Ylistrum balloti is the source of this 927-nucleotide messenger RNA. RefSeq names its product C-type mannose receptor 2-like. The transcript is spliced from 9 exons. The record is from RefSeq and is a predicted model, not a curated record. Lineage: Eukaryota; Metazoa; Mollusca; Bivalvia; Pectinida; Pectinidae. Gene Ontology annotation, molecular function: signaling receptor activity. Bases 1 to 927 code for a protein of 308 amino acids.
AUGAAGACACUUUUGUUUCUAGGUAGCUUGGUAGUUAGUUUUUUAGCUUGUGAAGCACGAUGCAGAUCUGGCUGGCUGAGACAUCGGGACAGUUGUUACUUGUUUUCUAGAGACAGGGCAUCCUGGGGUGAAUCAGCGGCUGUCUGUAAUGCUUUCAAGAGUCACCUUGCAACUGUCUCUUCUGCAGAGGACUAUGCUUUUUUGAAGAUGGAAGUCAACCGAUAUCAUUCAAAUCCAAACCGUGUUGCGUAUUGGAUUGAUGGAACAGAUAUUGAAGCUGAAAAUACAUGGCGUUGGACGUCUACUGGACAAAUGAUUGCAUACUUGCAUUGGGCUCCCUACCAACCGAACAAUGGCAAUGCAUCUAAUUGUAUGUGUCUGUUUGGGGGCCUGUCAUUUGAUAUGGCUGACGAACAUUGUAGUACAAGCUACAACUAUAUAUGUCAAAUGAGAUAUAAGGAAAAGAAGACUGACAACAGUUUGCCCUACCAACCUCUGCUACCUGCAACUGGUUGCAGAAACGGAUGGGUACGAUUUGAAAAUUCGUGCUACUUUUUCUCGAAGGACGCAGAAACUUGGGCAGAAGCAUCGAUUAUGUGUACGGAUCUGCACAGCCAUCUUGCCAUUCUUGAGUCCACUGCUGAGAAUACCUUCUUGAAGGCGGAGGCACGUCGUUUAAAUGCAGUGGGAUAUUGGAUAGAUGGAACCGAUUUAGAGAUAGAGAAUGUAUGGCGUUGGACUUCAAAUGGGGACAAGCUUGACUUUACUGACUGGGGAAGUUCUCAACCCAAUCAAGGAACAACGGCGAACUGCCUAGUGCUUUGGAGAGACUUCUCGUAUCAAUGGGCCGAUGAAGGUUGUAGACGUAUAUAUAACUUCCUUUGCGAAAUGAGCGUCAAUGGCGAGGGCGACCAAGUGAUCGGAUGA